Molecule: messenger RNA, 8251 nt
Organism: Oryctolagus cuniculus (rabbit)
Lineage: Eukaryota; Metazoa; Chordata; Mammalia; Lagomorpha; Leporidae
Gene: GGCX
Product: gamma-glutamyl carboxylase
Biological process (GO): peptidyl-glutamic acid carboxylation
Molecular function (GO): gamma-glutamyl carboxylase activity; vitamin binding
Source: RefSeq, a predicted model, not a curated record
GCGCUUUCCGGCCGGCCACGCUGGUGUUUACGUGUCGGGGGCGGGGGUAGAGCCUAUGGGAGCGAACUUUCGCAGCACCUCCUGCUCGUGUGCUGCUGCUGUGGCCCGCCUGCUUCAGUGGAGCCAUGGCUGUUCGUGUCCGGUCCGCUCGGCCCCCGCCGGGCUCAGAUAAAGUACAGAAAGACAAGGCUGGCCAGACUUCAGGGCCCAGGCAGGACAGCCGAAUGAAGAAACUCUUGGGUUUCGAGUGGACGGAUUUAUCCAGCUGGCAGAGGCUGGUUACCCUGCUUAAUCGACCAACAGACCCCGCAAGCUUGGCUGUCUUUCGUUUUCUCUUUGGGCUCUUGAUGAUGCUGGACAUUCCGCAGGAGCGGGGCCUCAGCUCCCUGGACCGGAGAUACCUGGAUGGGCUGGAUGUGUGCCGCUUCCCCUUGCUGGACGCCCUGCGCCCGCUGCCCCUUGACUGGAUGUAUUUGGUCUACACCAUCAUGUUUCUGGGGGCACUGGGCAUGCUGCUGGGCCUGUGCUACCGGAUAAGCUGUGUGUUAUUCCUGCUGCCGUACUGGUAUGUGUUUCUCCUGGACAAGACAUCGUGGAACAACCAUUCCUAUCUGUAUGGCUUGUUGGCCUUUCAGCUGACGUUCAUGGACGCAAACCGCUACUGGUCUGUGGAUGGCUUGCUGAAUGCCCGUAAGAGGAAUGCCCAUGUGCCCCUCUGGAACUAUGCAGUGCUGCGAGGCCAGAUCUUCAUUGUAUACUUCAUUGCGGGUGUGAAAAAGCUGGAUGCAGACUGGGUUGAAGGCUAUUCCAUGGAACACCUGUCCCGACACUGGCUCUUCAGUCCCUUCAAAUUGUUGCUGUCUGAGGAGCUGACCAGCCUGCUGGUGGUGCACUGGGGUGGGCUGCUGCUUGACCUCUUGGCUGGUUUCCUGCUCUUCUUCGAUGUCUCAAGGUCCACUGGCCUCGUCUUCGUGUCCUACUUCCACUGCAUGAAUUCCCAGCUCUUCAGCAUUGGUAUGUUCCCCUAUGUCAUGCUGGCCAGCAGCCCUCUCUUCUGCUCCCCUGAGUGGCCCCGGAAGCUGGUAUCUCACUGCCCCAAAAGGCUGCAAGAUCUGCUGCCCCUCAAGGCUGCCCCUCAGCCCAGUGCUUCUUGCGUGUACAAGAGGAGCCGGGCCAAAGGUGGCCAGAAGCCAGGCCUGCGCCAUCAGCUGGGAGCCCUCUUCACCUUGCUUUACCUCCUGGAGCAGCUGUUCCUGCCCUAUUCCCACUUCCUCACCCAGGGCUAUAACAACUGGACAAAUGGGCUGUACGGCUACUCCUGGGACAUGAUGGUGCACUCCCGCUCCCACCAGCACGUGAAGAUCACCUACCAUGAUGGGCGCACGGGCGAGCUGGGCUACCUUAACCCUGGGGUGUUCACACAGAGCCGGCGAUGGAAGGAUCACGCAGACAUGCUGAAGCAGUAUGCCACUUGCCUGAGCCGCCUGCUUCCCAAGUACAAUGUCACUGAGCCCCAGAUCUACUUUGAUAUUUGGGUCUCCAUCAAUGACCGCUUCCAGCAGAGGCUUUUUGAUCCUCGUGUGGACAUCGUGCAGGCUGUCUGGUCCCCCUUCCAGCGCACACCCUGGCUGCAGCCGCUCUUGAUGGACCUGUCCCCCUGGAGGACCAAAUUACAGGAAAUCAAGAGUAGCCUGGACAACCACACCGAGGUGGUCUUCAUUGCGGAUUUCCCUGGACUGCACCUGGAGAAUUUUGUGAGUGAAGACCUGGGCAACACCAGCAUCCAGCUGCUGCAGGGGGAGGUGACUGUGGAGCUGGUGGCAGAACAGAAGAAUCGGACUCUUCGGGAGGGAGAAAAAAUGCAGUUGCCUGCUGGUGAGUACCAUAAGGUGUACACCGUGUCGUCUGGUCCUUCCUGCUACAUGUACGUCUAUGUCAACACUACGGAGCUCACACUGGAGCAAGACCUGGCACAUCUGCAAGAGUUAAAGGAGAAGGUAGAGAAUGGAAGUGAACCAGGGCCUCUGCCUCCGGAGCUGCAGCCUCUGUUGGAAGGGGAAGUAAAGGGGGGCCCAGAGCCAACACCUCUGGUUCAGACCUUUCUUAGACGCCAGCAAAGGCUCCAGGAGCUUGAACGCCGGCGAAAUGCCCCUUUCCACGAGCGACUCCUCCGCUUCUUCCUGCGGAAGCUCUACAUCUUUCGCCGCAGCUUCCUCAUGACUUGUAUUUCACUUCGAAAUCUGGCUAUAGGCCGCCCCUCACUGGAGCAACUUGCCCAAGAGGUGACUUAUGCAAACCUGCGACCCUUUGAGCCGGUUGGAGACUCAACAAACACAGAUCCUUCAAAUUCUGAUCCUCCUGAGCCAGAUACUGAUCCUGUCCACUCAGAGUUCUAGGGAGGCCAGGUGUGGGGCAGGUAGUUACACAUCUACUACCUAUGCAAUAGACAGUUGAGAACUUCUCAUUUGUUCUUUUAAAUUAAGAAAUGGCAGCCUAUAGGAGUCGAGGAAAAAAGAACGAUUUCUUAAUCCAAAAUUGAGGGGCCAGUACUGGCACUGGGGCACAAGGGGUUAAGUUGCCACCUGUGACACCAGCACCAAAUUGGAGCUCCUGGCUAUGGUACUUCUGAUCCAGCUACCUACAAGUAGGUAGAAGGCAAGGAAAGAUGCCUCAAGUACCUGGGUUUCUGCAGUGACUCAGAUGGCGUUCCCAUUGCAGCCAUUUGGAGUGAACCAGUGGAUGGAAGAUCUCUACCUCUCCCUCUGUCAUUCUACCUUUCAAAUAAAUCUUAAGAUUGAAGGGCCAAAAGAUUACAAAUGAAAAUGGCUUCUUAGGAUAAAGAGGUAAGAGGUUUAAAGUGACCGGCUCUUUGGGGGGAAAAGAUUUAGUGUAUCAUGAUGAAUAUAGCCAAAUGUUUUACCUUUAACUCUUCAUUAGUCAUUAGCCCUAUUUUAAUUGUAGGAACUGAGAAAGAGGUAAAAUAAUGUGAAAUUCCCUACUAGUAUAUCUGACCAAAUUAUCUGUAUUAUCAGUAAGCUUUUUACUAGCAGUAAUGAACAGCACUGUUAGGAAAUGUUAGAUGCUAGUAGUAUUUGGCAUUAUUCUAGCUUUUAGUGAGCAGGUGCUAUAAAGUGAGGAUUAACAUGCUAAGGGACUGGGGAACAGACCUUUUAGAUCUGGAUUUGCAGGGGUGUCUUGGGAACUUCCUCAGUACAAGGGUCCCUCCCCCAGCACAGCCUGGCAAUAAAUAGGUAUUGUCAUUAACUUCUUCCACUCUUUUCCCUCCUCUUUGGACAGUGGUCCCAAGGUAGACUCAGUCUACCCCUACCACUAUCCCCAACUCAGACAUUUAUCUUCCCAUUCUCCCUACACCCAAUUGCCAAAUCCUUUCAACACCACCUGCAGUGUACCUACCCUGUGAACGUUUUCACUUUCAUUAACCUGUGUUCUUUCAGCGACAGAUCAGGAUCAGGCUACCAUCUUUAAAUGUCUUCAUGAUCACUUUGCAAUACUGGUCUUCAGACACUGGGAGCAUUCAGUGUAGUACAGUCAUAAACAUGGAGCACUGGUUUUCACUAUUUCCUUGUUCUAACCCCUUGCAGACUGAUAGGGAAAAAUGGGUCUUCACCUUGGAACAAUUACAUGUAACUGUACAUGUAAGUAUGCUGCCUUUCUCAAGAAAAAUGUUGGGGUGGCAUGAGGUCAAUAGAAAACUGGACUUUUCAGUAAAAAAAGGGUUACAUUGAAGAUCAGGCCCUGCGCCUUCAGCCGGGCUGCUUUACUAUUAAUCCUCUUCAACACCUGGAUCCCUCAGGGAGCUUCCAAACAAAACUAGUGCCUGGGACAGGACUGUAAACCUAAUAAUUGCUUGUACAGCAUGUCCAAGGAUUGAGGUGAUUUUUCUGAAAUAUGGGUAGGAUUACAGUUGUUCCAGGUAAAGGUGACAUGAGCAGUGUUUAUACCACAAUACUUUUUAGAAAAAAAAAACGGUGGACACAGUUAAGGUAGAACCUAGCAUUUUAUUUAGAUCUUCAUUAAACUGUUGGAAUUGAGAACCAGACAUACGUAAUAAACCUCCAAAAAUAGAUCCUGAAAGGCACUUUCUGCUUAGGGCAAGCAGUCAUGGAUGAAGCAUGUAAACAAGCUGGCUUCUCUGUACCACACCAGCCAAGUCCGCUUUCUCCAUGGCCAGCCGCACCAGCUCUGCCCUCCCUUCCGGUAACACCAGCCAGACCCCCUGUAGGUCUAACCCAAGGUUUUUCUGUAGGACACCUUGGCCUACCUGGGAAUGCUGGAAACAUGUUGUUAAAGGAAUCAUGGUGUUGAGAGAGAAAGAAAAAUCUUUUAAAAGCUGCCAUCUGAGGAGAUGGCUUCUCUGUACUUACGCCAUCCCCCAGAAUACAAUAAAUAAGCAAUUAGAAAAUGUUCAAGUAUGAAGGGAUUGCCUCCUCCCCGCCAAAAGCACUGCUCUCUGAAGGAAGCUGGUUUCUCUGUAGCCACACCAGCUGUUCAGAAAGCUCAUUGGACCUGGUUUUGAAAAUAAAACAAAGUUAAAACCCUGGGAGGAGUUAUUGUGCAGUGUGGAGUACUCGGUCUUUCUUAUAAAGAAAAAAAAAGUUAUCUGGUACCAAAGUGUGCAACCUACAGACCCUCGGGGACUGCCCUGUGACUUCUCUGUAUGACGUCACAAGGGUGCCAAGUGCCUGUUUGCUAGAGCUAGGAGUUGGUGAGGUUUGGCUAGUGCUGAAACCAUGCAUAGGAUUGGUGUACUAAAUAAAAACCUUAUUACGUACGUCCUCCAAAAGAUAGCUGACAGUGGAGAGAUUUGAUUUGGUGCUGUUAGAGGUGGCCGUUAGAGCAUGAGCACCAGGGAGAUGGUUUAAUGGUAACUGCCUUUUUCUUAUGUCAGGCUAGAGCUCCAACUGGAACUUGCGUUACAUGCAAGAUUGAUUGGAUAGGGGAACACUCCCUGACAAAGAGCUACAUAAUUAGAGACGGAUUGAGUUACAGGGAGGAUAAGGGAGGGCUUCACAUUCAUAAUAGAGCUCAAGACAUUACAAAUUCAUGCUGACAGGGUUGUGGCAUUGCCAGACAGAGGCUAGAGUGGAACUACAAAUACUUUACGUGCACAUUACAAGGACAUUUUCAGCAUCUGCUGGGGAAGUCAAUGCAAUUAGGACUUUGGAGGGUUGGGUGAUAGGGCACAAAGGUUCAAUUUCAAAGCAUUAUUUACUACAGUGUUGUUUCUAGGCAGUUACAUGGAUCACCUAUGCUCACUAAAUUCAUUAUAAUGGUGAACAAAACACCUAGGGACAGAAUAGCAAGCCCAACUUACAGUCCCAACAAAGGCUAGAAUUCAUGUCAUUGACUAUAGAGUGACUGCAACUGAUCAGGAGCUGAAAGAGGACAGGAUAAUUUAGGAAGAAGGGCCCUUUCCCUCAGAGCUUGAAGGCUUCUCUGUAGCCUACGCCAACAAGUCUGGGGAAAAAAGGCUAACACUUUCAGUAUUUAAGCUUUUUGGGCACUUCCCAUGGGAAGCUGUCCCUACCAAAGUGGCCAUAGGCUGCAGUCCUCUGAUAAAUUGGCUUCUUCAGAUCCAGAUCCCUGGAAUAUACAAGUCCGUAACUUAAUAUGUAGCAUUGAAUUAAAGUAAAGCAAAACAAUCAGCAAGACUCAUUUUCAAGAGCUCUGGCAAAUGAGUUCAGUUCUCUGGGGUAUGCUAGGAAAAAAGUUUGCGGCAGAAGUGUUACUUCCCUCGUGUCCAAACUCCUUGCACAGUCCUUAUUAGUAACUACAGUUCUUAUUUUUCCAUCCCUGGCUCAAGAGAUAUGAAAACUUUUGUCAUUAUUCUGAGAUGUAAUCAUGGAAUACUUACCAAGAUCUCACUGUCCACUAUGUUUUUCUUUUUAACAGCCCUAAACAUCCCAUUUAUCAAGUUCUUAAUGUGAACACCCUUAGAUGAGUAAAGUCUAAUAUCAAAUGUGGAAGAUUUUCUGAGGUGGUUAGUCUAAACCACUGAACACUAAUUUUAGAUUCCUCAACUCAGCCAUCUCCUGAAGACAGUUUAAAACAUCAACAUGUUCUAGGAUUGUGUUUCCUCAGUGGAGCACCUUUUCAUACUUUUACAACCUUACUUAGAUUUAGUAUAUGCAUGUGUGUGUGUGCAUACUGACACAGCCUCAAUGUUUUUCACUAGCAAUAGGCUUUACCAUCUUUACCUGACAAUGACCCCAGGGCGCAGAUCAAAAUUCUUCUUCACAAUCUCUAAUAGCUCUCUCUCACUCUUCUGAGAGGUACCAUAAUGGAAAAUGGAGAUAGACAAUGGAUGAGAAACUCCAAUAGCAUAAGAGACCUAAAGGGAUUCAAAUGUUAUAAGAGUCAGUGAUUAGAAGACCACACACUUGUAUUCUGGCAUAACAAGAGACAAGCUGGUUAAAUAUUAUAAGACCCUCCCCACCUAUGAGUUUGAAUCACUCCAAUUAUGUAUAAUGUAAGAGUAUAUAUACCUGAACAAGAACCCUCCUGCACAGACCUCCUUUAACAAGGGAUUUUGCCACCCAACGAGCAGCAUAAGCAGCUGAGCGGUCCACCUUGGUAUAAUCCUUUCCUGAAAAGGCACCACCUCCAUGAGCUCCCCAACCACCAUAAGUGUCCACAAUGAUUUUCCGGCCAGUCAAUCCUGCAUCACCCUGAAAUGACAGGAUUUAAAGUCACUUUAUGCCCACUUCUUACCUCUAUAACCCAAGCAAGUAUCCUCAGAAGAUGCACACGUAGGCCUCAGAGAGCCUAGACAAAAGGUGGAGGCAGCCAGCGUUUGUUAAUUAACCCAAGACAUUACCUGAGGCCCGCCAAUAACAAAUCUGCCACUUGGCUGCAGGUGGUAGAUAGUGUCCUCAUCAAGAUAUUUUGCAGGUACAACAGCUUUGAUGACCUUCUCCUUUAGGGCAUCCCUCAUCUCAUCAAGACAAACUUCUUCAUCAUGCUGAACAGAUAUAACUAUCGUGUGGACUCUGAUGGGAAGCACAGCACCUCGAUCCUGCAUAUACUGCACGGUCACCUUAAAGGCAACACAGGUCAUCAGAACCCCAGUGCACUACACAAUAGCUUUGUUCUUGGUUCUCUACUUAAGUGAGACUUAAGACAAAUGCUAUUUUCCAAUUAGCUAUAAUUCAACAACUACGGAUUGCAUAUAUGAGAGACAGUUUAGCUUUAUGAUCACUUACUUGAGUUUUAGAAUCUGGGCGUAACCAAGGCAAAGUGCCAUUGCGGCGCAGUUCAGCCAGUUUGGCAUUGAGCUUAUGUGCUAAGACAAUGGUUAAAGGCAUACACUCCUCCGUUUCAUCAGUGGCAUAUCCAAACAUUAAACCCUGAAAAGAGAAAAUCACUAAUGUGAUCAAGGCUGCAGGAUUUAACAUUAGUAGAGAUGUAAACAACCUCUACCAAGUUACCUGGUCUCCUGCACCAAUGUCCUCCUCAUUCCGGUCAAGGUGAACACCUUGAGCAAUAUCUGGUGACUGUUGUUCCAAGGCUACCAGCACAUUACAAGUCUUAUAGUCAAAUCCUAUAAAUAAAAAGCUUGUUUAGGAAAAAAGUCAUAGCACUACCUUCUAUUUAGAAUUCUAAAUACUGCAAAAUCUUGGGCUGCACAAGGAUGUUAAUUAGCCCUUCUUCCAUUGUAUCCAUGCCCUAUGCUACUUCCUAUCACUCAUAAUCCAAUUUUUAAACAUCUGAAAAAUAAGAGAUUUCCCAUUGUUCAUUGACUCCCCAAAUUCCUGCAACAGGGAAGGUUAGAUCAAGCUGAAGCUGAGACCAGAACUUGAGCUAUCACCACAGCUUUCAGGGUGCAAUCAGCAGGAAGCUGGAUUGCAGCAGAGCUGGAGAUAGAGCCAAGCACUCACGAUGUAUGCAAGAAGCAUCUUAAUUAUUGUACCAAACACCCUAUCUCAAAACAGCUUUUAGAUAUCCAAAGCACAAGAGCAGUAAUCCUGAAAAUCUGGAGGCCAGCACUGUGUGUUAAAGCUCUGGCCUGCAGUGCCAGCAUCCCAUAUGGGCGCUGGUUUGAGUCCCAGCUGCUCCACUUCCAAUCCGGCUCUCUGCUAUGGCCCUGCACCCACGUGGGAGACCCGGAAGGAGCUCCUAAUCAGAUCAGCUCAGCUCUGGCCAUUGCAGUCAUUUGGGGAGUGAACUAAAGGAUGGAAGACCUCUCACUCUGUAAUUCUUUCAAAUAAAUCUUUAAAAAAAAAAAAAAAAA